GCAAGACGCUCGUCUUCUAGUCGACCCCGUCCUGCGGGAGCUAGCGACCUGGAGCCUACAUACCUGCAAUGUUCCACAUCGCGACGCUCGUGUCGUCCUUCCUAGCGGCACACGACGCAACGUCCUCGGACGUUCUGCAGCAGCAGUGCCAAGAUACUAAAGACGAAUUCCACGAGCUGUUUUCGAAUGUCUACGAGCGACUGCGACACGUACGUCGGGCCCUCGAGGGCUGUGGAAAGAGCAAUCUCUUCCUCGUUGUGGCCAUCUUGGCGCUGCAGCGGCGAUUGGUUGCGAGAUUCCACGCGGCGGUGACCACGCACAACUCCCUCAACGUAUUAAUCCGGUUCGCUACAAAGAGGUCGACGCUCGAGAAGCUUCAGGAAAUACACCAAGAGAUCGAUCCGUUGUUCGGCCUCUUGGGUCUGAGGAAAAACGCAGAGAUGACAAAGUGGAGGAGGCAGUGGGAGGUCCAAUGCGAGCGCAUGUACGCACUGUUUCGAGGGCGAGUGGGCGACCCCAAGCCGAUUGUCGCUCAACUCUCUAACCCGCAAAUUGCCGAAAUUUUGGGAAUUAUGAAGUUUGAGCACGAAUUUCACAAAAAUGAACUCGAACAACAGCAACAAGCGAAGCUUGUGUACGCCACAAUGAUCAGGAUUCUUAAAUGCUCCAGCGUGCCCAAGAUCUCGCCGUUCUUCAUCCCGCCAGUGGACUUGGACGUGAAGGAAGAGCGCGGCGAGAUUGAAGACACGAGCUGCACAGUCAGGCAAGGCGUGUACGACCAAGAAACUCGCCUGAUUGCGCAGUAUCUGUCGGCCGAUAAUCGCUAUGCGAGGCAGCUCUUUUGGGCUGCUACCGAGAUCUGGCACGGGUUUGAACACCCCAAUGUGGCCAAGAUAGUGGGGGAAUCCAUGCUACUGUCGCAGCCUUGUGUUGUGUGGGAAGACGCCGCUGCGCACGGUAACUUUAUCCGCUUUUUUGCUAGUGAGCGGGGGUGUAACCAGAGGAAGCUGUGGCGGAUGUUUCUCCAGGUUGGACACGGAUUGAGCCACAUCCAUCAACGCGGAGGAACCCACGGGAGUCUCAAGUGCUCGCACAUUCUGGUAGAUGAGAGCGGCACCCCCAAGAUUUGUCACUUUGAGUUGAUCAACGCUGCGGUGGGGAGCGUCGAUCGCUGGAAGGGACCCGAGUACAAUCUCGGGAAAGGAGAGGACCCAUCAAAACCUGGAGAUGUCUACGCGUUCGGCUUGUGUAUUAUUGAAGCGCGCACGGGUAUUAUUCCGUACGGAACGGACUGUGAAGAGUCGAUCAAGAACCAAUUGGAGGAGCUCGAGUGCUAUCCACGACCUGAUGGCUUGCGUGAUGAUGAAUGGAACGUUGUGAAGCGCUUUGUGGCGCACGACCCGAGGGAUCGACCGACGAUGGCGCUGGCUAUUGAGAUGAUAGAGGAACUGGCAUGGAAGGAGAGUUUCGAGGAGAAGAAAUGGCGCGAAGAGGACCAAAUAUUGGGCCACCAGUCAAAAUGAAAUUGGGAUGAGAGAAAGGUUCUCGAUAUGGAUGAAUAUCAUCAAGCUGCCGACAGUCUAUUUCUUACUUAGUUUCAGUAUGG
Molecule: messenger RNA, 1606 nt
Organism: Phytophthora infestans T30-4
Lineage: Eukaryota; Oomycota; Peronosporomycetes; Peronosporales; Peronosporaceae
Exons: 1
Coding region: 69-1523 (484 amino acids)
Biological process (GO): protein phosphorylation
Molecular function (GO): protein kinase activity; ATP binding
Source: RefSeq, a predicted model, not a curated record